Messenger RNA from Seriola dumerili (greater amberjack), 1593 nucleotides. RefSeq names its product interleukin-22 receptor subunit alpha-2-like (gene il22ra2). Lineage: Eukaryota; Metazoa; Chordata; Actinopteri; Carangiformes; Carangidae. Gene Ontology annotation, molecular function: protein binding. The transcript has 6 exons. The coding region runs from base 39 to 698 and encodes 219 amino acids. The record is from RefSeq and is a predicted model, not a curated record.
UGUGCGUUUGACUCUCGUCCACCAACAUCAUCAACGCCAUGACCCCUCUGCUGCUCGGAGCCGUGCUCCUGGGAAACCUGGGUGUCUGUGUCACAGCACAAGUGCUGGUGAUGCUCACUCCACCUGCCCAGGUAAGGUUUGACUCCAUGGACUAUAAAAACAUUCUGCACUGGACUCCGCCCACCAACAACACCUCACUGCGGUACUACGUCCAGUGGAAGAUUUACGGGGAGCCUCAGUGGGUGGAUGUGGAUGGCUGUCAGGGGAUCAAGAAGCAAGAGUGUGACCUAAGUGACGUGACCUCUGAUCUCAGAGAGUGGUACUACGCCAGAGUGCACGCUUCCUCUCUUCCCUCCAGUAAAUCAGCUUGGGCCCUCUCCCCCAGAUUCAGCCCACGUUGGGACACCCAAAUCAGCCCACCUGCACUGAGACUGAAUGUCACAGAGCAAAAGGUUGUGGUCCGUGUGAAAGGCCCCCACCCGCUGGUCCGGAAGAUGCACAGCAAACUGCACUACAAGAUCUUCCUCAUACACACCAGUGGAGAGGAGGAAGUGUUUAAGAUGGACUGCUGCUCUAACAAGCUGACUCUGAAGGAGCUGGGCCACAAGGCAAAGUACUGCCUCCAGGCCCAGACUGUGAUCACCUCCCAGGCCAAGAGCAGCGUUCGUAGCUCUCUGAAAUGUGUCACUAUGCUCUGAUCACAUGCAGACAAACAUGAUACUCUGAAGGAGUGGACCUGUCAUCCAUCAGUUUCACUUACCCAUCGCUACCUCGACGGCUGCAGCCACAAAUAUCUGUGCCAAUAAAAAGAGUGAUGCACUUUAUUAUUCAUAGCAUUAAGGAUCAGAUGCGUGGUUUGAAGUGUAUUGGUUAAACUUUCACUUUGAACCAAACAUUUGACUUGUAUCAUUUCAGCAUUCAGGACACUGUAACUCCACUGUUCACUCAGAAGAAGCUUCUUUCUUUUUCUUUUUUUUGUUCACUCAAGGUCUUCUUACCAGCUUUUUUCCUCACUAGUGAGGGGACCUUGAGUUAAAUAUCCACCAGCUCAGCUUUCUUCAAUGGUAUUUUAUUUGGUCUUUACAUUUCUAUUUGUUUCCCAUGAAUGGAGGAAACAUUAUACAAUUCUGACGAGAGUCUCUGUGUCUUUCCUUUAAGUAGCUCUAAAGAAUGCCAUAGAUAAUCUACUCUCCAUAUUUGGUAUAAUAUCUAACAGAAGUGGGAAGAGAGGGAUGUGUGAACAUUCUAUUGGUUCGUUAAUCAUAAACAAGUGAACUUGAUUUACGCAUUCAGAUCAACUAUCAAGGACUCUUCAGAAUGUGACAUCAUGCACAUUUGCUUGCAUUGAUGAUUCCUCCGUUCUCCUUGGCCAAGCUCAAUAAACAUCUUCAGCAUAAGACAUCUAGGGCUCCAGUGGUCUUUCCUUCUCUGAAAACCUCAACCAUCGAUGAUAACAUUUUCUCCCUAACAGUAAUCACCACUCUUUGUGCUACAGCUGGUUUGUAUCCAGUCGACCCCCAAGGAUGUGAAUGUGAUCUUAAGCUUUUAGCAGGGAGCUUUCUUCAAAUUUCAAAAACUGUGCUUAGAUAGGAG